AUGGUACACACUCUGCUACGUUUCUCUAUGCUUGAAAUACGUCUCCGAGUAUUGAUUUUCUUCUCUUUCGUUCCGUUUCCAGAUUAUCUCAGAGACCAAUCGCAGAGAGAUCUGCAAGUACCUUUUCAAAGGGUUCCUCGAAUCGCAGCUUGUGAUUUAGAUAUGAAUCUAGUUAAAAUUUAUCUCAGUCAUCCUAGGAUAUUGUGUUAUGGAAAUGCUGAAUCUGUUAUCUCUAAGGGUUUAAAUCAGGAAGAUUUGAGGUCUCAGAUUGAUAUUAAUGGUUUUGUUUUGUUGGGUUUUGCAGAAGGAGUAUGCUACGCAAAGAAGGAUUUCAAUCUUGCAAAGCAUCCAUUGAUUGAAUCAGUACCCAACCUGCAAGUGAUCAAGCUCAUGCAGAGUUUCAAAUCCAAGGAGUAUGUUAGGGAGACAUUUGCAUGGAUGCAUUAUUAUUGGUUUCUGACUAACGAAGGGAUUGAGUUCUUGAGAACUUAUCUUAACCUUCCUUCUGAUGUUGUUCCUGCGACCUUGAAGAAGUCUGCUAAGCCCAUUGGCCGCCCCUUUGGUGGCCCACCUGGUGAUCGCUCAAGAGGACCACCUCGCUUUGAAGGAGACCGUCCCAGAUUUGGUGACCGUGAUGGGUACCGUGGAGGGCCUCGUGGUGGUGAUGUUGGAGGUGAAAAGGGUGGAGCUCCAGCUGAUUUCCAACCGUCCUUCCAAGGAAGUGGUGGUAGGCCUGGAUUUGGCCGUGGUGCAGGCGGUUACAGUGCAGCAGCACCAUCUGGUUCAGGUUUCCCUUGA
Arabis nemorensis is the source of this 798-nucleotide messenger RNA. The record is from the annotation of a GenBank genome assembly. Lineage: Eukaryota; Viridiplantae; Streptophyta; Magnoliopsida; Brassicales; Brassicaceae.